Messenger RNA from Conger conger (European conger), 1738 nucleotides. RefSeq lists its product as uncharacterized. NCBI's taxonomy places the organism in Eukaryota, Metazoa, Chordata, Actinopteri, Anguilliformes, Congridae. The transcript has 6 exons. The record is from RefSeq and is a predicted model, not a curated record. The coding region runs from base 106 to 888 and encodes 260 amino acids.
ACACUCGCUAGAUGAUGCGAAUGCGUCGCGGAUAACGGCAGAAAACGAAAGCUUUUCUCUACGGUCGUAUGUGAGACAGCGAGGGGAUUCGAGUGGGGAUUCUUCAUGCCUGGGGACCGCUCACUCGGUCUGCCAGACUUGGGACUCCUUACCAGGGAAGAUCUGACGCCAAGGACGUUAGCAUGCGACGUGAUGGGCAUCACCUUCACUCUGGUGGUUCUGACAGCUCAGACCGGCACGCUGUCUCUCUUCACCGAAAAACGGCAGGGAGCCCGACUUGGGGAUGAAGUCCUAAUCCCGUGUACGGACCACCACGAUGUCAGUGGCCGAGACAUUUUUCAGUGGAUCUACCGCAAAGACCCCCGUAGCAAGCCUGUUACGAUAGCUCGGAACCUCGAAUCUGGAAUGCUACAUACAAGCACAGAGUUAUGGAGAGAGAAGAAAAUGCUACGCAACUUUUCACUGGUCAUCACCAAUUUCAGGGAAGUGGACCAAGGAACCUACUGGUGCCAGCUCUGCCCAAGAAAUAAGCAGUGCCCCCGUGAAUUAAGGACCCUUUUUCUGUUAGAAGAUUCCCCCGCGGCUGUCAGGAACAGGCUGUAUGUGGCUGAAGGGCGGGACUUUGCGCAUCCCUGCUCAGGGGUGGCAGGGCGCGCGGGCCCCUCAGUCGUGUGGACCUUUCAGCGCUUUGGAGAGACGUCCGCUCCUCUGUGGACCCCCCGGAGACAGCCCGACGCGUCCAUCCACAUACUGGACGUCCGGCCCUCUGAUGCGGGGACCUACACCUGCUGGAGGCAGGAGAGCUCCGGACACCGACAGGGCCUGCUGGCCCUCAGUCUUGAAUCUCUCAGGGCCUUUGUGAGGAGGCCGGAUGCCUGCAGUUCCUGACUCAUUCCCUGUGACAGCGGAGACGGCUAACAAACAGGCCGACUGUUCGAAAGUGCCUUACGAUGCGGUGACAGAGCAUCGCUCAUCUCCAGUGUGUUCACAGCUCUUUCCGCGCCAACGGCGACAGUUUAAGCCGGUCAGUUAGUCAGUGAACCCUUUUAAAACUAAGCAAUGAACUGAACGUUUGAAACGUUAUAUCUUGGCCCCCGUAUUUCGAUGUGGAAUUGCAGGCAGCGCAGUGUCACAAAAUGUCUGUUGGAUUGGAUCAUUUUCUGCGGUAAACUACUUUGAAUUGUAUAAAAAUUCAAAUAGACUGUGACAUAUUUCGGAGCUUUUAUCAUUGUUCCAAAUUUAGCCAGUUGAUAUUGUGUUAUAAAUGAACUAAUAUGAACUAAUAUAUCCAUCCAUCCAUCCAUCCAUUAUCUGAACCCGCUUAUCCUGAUCAGGGUCGCAAACUGAUAUGAAUAUAUUAGUUAUAUAUUUUCGUGUACAUAUAUUUUCCUACUUUGUUUUGUUGUUUUGUUGUAUAUUUGUGUUGUACUUCACAUUGUGCUUACUAAGUAUUUUCAGUUUUACUCAAAACGGCAAAAUUCCACCAAUAACAUUAUGAAAUGGGACUAUUUAUUAUGCAGGAUUCUGUUGAUACAUUCCACGAAAUUAAUAUGAUACAGCACAGUUGGAUACAAUUGUAUAAAUUAGGAAAAUUAGAUACAAUUAAAUACAUUUUGCAAAUUUGAAAUUGAUUGCACUAGGAUUCUUUUAAAACACCCAGAUUGAACUCCAAAAUGACACACCAAAUGCUGUACACAACGGCCACAAAUCUAAUGUAUGCACUUUGUCUGAUGUGAGU